AUGCCAUGUUAUUUCGCGAUCAUAGGUGCUCGAGACAACCCUAUUUACGAGGCAGAGUUCACUUCCCAACAGCUGAACUCAUUCCCCCCAGAAUUGAAAGAGUUGAACCCGUUCAUACUGCAUGCCUCAUUGGACAUUAUUGAAGACCUACAAUGGCAAGUGAACCCUCAAUCCAUAAACUCAGGAGGCGGUAGUGGUGGAUUUUUGAGAUCUAGACACUCAAAUAAUAACGGAAACUGCUACCUGGGCAAAAUCGAUCAUUUCUAUGGUUUAGCUAUAACGGGCUACUUGUCUUACGGAAACAUGAAGUUUGUCAUGAUUCACAGCAGUAAUGGGAAUGGUUCAACGCCAGCACAGGUAGAAGACGGGUCGGUUAAAAACUUCUACCAGGAGGUUCAUGAAUUGUUUGUGAAGACUCUUAUGAAUCCGUUCUACAAGUUGAAUGACCCCAUCACGAGCCCGGUCUUUGAUAGCAAGGUGAGAACUUUGGCGAGGAGGUAUCUUCUUAAGUAG
Messenger RNA from Lachancea thermotolerans CBS 6340, 513 nucleotides. It is a transcript of the gene TRS20, whose product is annotated as TRAPP subunit TRS20. Gene Ontology annotation, biological process: endoplasmic reticulum to Golgi vesicle-mediated transport. Lineage: Eukaryota; Fungi; Ascomycota; Saccharomycetes; Saccharomycetales; Saccharomycetaceae. Gene Ontology annotation, cellular component: nucleus; TRAPP complex; cytoplasm. The transcript has a single exon. The coding region runs from base 1 to 513 and encodes 170 amino acids. The record is from RefSeq and is a predicted model, not a curated record.